AUGGCCCCAACAAACCUUGCAGGCUCACUGCCUUUUGGGGGGUACAAGGCUGGUAUGACUUACCGUGUCAACGAGGUUGAAAAGCCUGGAUCUAAGCUUCACAAGGAGACAUUGAUUUUUAGGGUUGUUGGAUAUGUGAAGACACCACUUGGCCUCCGCUCCUUGGACACCGUUUGGGCUCAGCAUCUGAGCGAGGAAAUCAAACGUCGGUUCUACAAACACUGGUGCAAGUCCAAGAGGAAGGCUUUCGUCAAGUACUCAAAGCAAUAUGAAAGUGAAGAUGGGAAGAAGAGUAGCCAGGCUCAGUUGGAAAAGGAAUAUCGGAAGAGACAAGGUACUUAA
Molecule: messenger RNA, 342 nt
Organism: Hibiscus syriacus
Lineage: Eukaryota; Viridiplantae; Streptophyta; Magnoliopsida; Malvales; Malvaceae
Product: 60S ribosomal protein L3-1-like
Exons: 2
Coding region: 1-342 (113 amino acids)
Biological process (GO): ribosomal large subunit assembly; translation
Cellular component (GO): ribosome; cytosolic large ribosomal subunit
Molecular function (GO): RNA binding; structural constituent of ribosome
Source: RefSeq, a predicted model, not a curated record